AAUAUUGUAAAAGCAGUUGAACUAAAACUUCGAAAAAACUAACACCCCUUACCAUAUACACUCCUGUUUCGCUCUACAAAAUAAUAAUGAAAAAAGUGAGUUAGUUGAAAGUUGAAACAUUAGUCCGAAGCCAUGAGCAGCAGCAGGGAAGAUUUCAGCUUCCCAACAGAAAACUUCCCAUCUUGUAUGGAUUCUCCACCUUUGUGGCAUUUAUCUCCCGCAACCUCCGCCACCCAAGAUGAUGAAGAUGAAGAAAUUAGUGCGAGUACUAGUGUUGCACCAGAAAAAUUAGCCAUACUUAAAAAUGUUCAUGAUGAAAAGGUAGUAAAAAGAGAUCAUGAGGAGCAAGACGAAGACGAAGACGAAGACGAAAGGAUGGACUUGUUGUGGGAAAACUUCAACGAAGAACUGUCGAGAAGUAGCUCAUCAAGAACGGUAGAUGCCGAGAAGAUCAAGGCCGUGGGCUGUGCUCAUCAGCCUUUGAAGGUGUCUAGAAGAUCAACCACAGAUAAUAAACCUCCAGUGGUUAUGGUUUUGAAGGUCUUGAAAAAGCUUUUCUUGCUUCAUCAUCCUCAUCCUCAUCCUCAUCCUCAUCCUCGUCAUCAUAAGCGUAGCCGAGCUUGGUGAAUUUUGUUUUACUGCCUACUGGUCUGAACUGGAUUAAUAAGUUUAGUAUUGUAAUUAUUUUCUGAUAUUAGUUUCAUAAAUAUGUCGUGUUUUGGAAAUUACAAAUCAGUAUUUUUUUUCCCUUCUGUUCUUGUGGGGGCAUGGUAUUAAAUGGAAACAAAUUAUGAAAUUAUAAAUUAACUGCCUUCAGUUUUAAGCUAUAUAGAAUGACAAUCAUAUUUGUUUUGAGUUAGUUACUGGUAUACAGAGUUGUUUUCUGUUAUAGAUUUUGUUGAGUCCGUUGGUUAUGUUUUGUAACAGACUUGUAUAUAUAAACCUUCUGUAUAUUCGUUCAGUGAAUGAGAAUCAGUAGCUAUUCGUUUCUUCUUC
This is a messenger RNA of Humulus lupulus (European hop), 996 nucleotides long. RefSeq lists its product as uncharacterized. Lineage: Eukaryota; Viridiplantae; Streptophyta; Magnoliopsida; Rosales; Cannabaceae. The transcript has a single exon. The record is from RefSeq and is a predicted model, not a curated record. The coding region runs from base 133 to 627 and encodes 164 amino acids.